AUGAGGGUGACUAAACACUACAGGAAUGUGGCUUUAGCAGGGACCACAAGGAGCACUGUGGGGACCAUUGCCACCCAAAGCCAAAAAGUUUGGAACUUCAUCAUCGAGCUUCCUGAGGAAUACGGCGUUCCUGAUGUCAUGGUUGUGGACGACAACCCAGAUGUAUGUGCAGGCAUUCCUCCACUCCAGGUUCAUGAGGUCGUCCAACAGCUGUUGGACAUUGACGAGGAGGCCGAUGAAGACACAGACGACAGCGACGACUCAGACGAGGAGAGUGAAGACUCUGGCUACGACUCCGUGUUUGAAGAUGAAGAGGAAGAGGAGGAUGAUGACAUCAGACCUCAUGCCCCCCUCGACCAGGAGUUCCCACCAGUGCGCCACGCGUCACCUUCCGUCCCUGCUGGUCCCCCUGUCCACGUUGGUCCUUCUGCCGGUCCUCCAGGUGGACUUCCCACCCCUCAGAGUCCAGAAGAGUGUGCACCCUCAACCUCAGGCCUCAACGUCUUCCCAAAGAGGAGCCGGGAGGAGAGCAGCACGGAGCAGGUGAGUACGAAGAGGCUGAGGACGUGCGGUGAAGAAAACCCUGAAGAAUCAGCUCCUUCCACGUCAGACCUCAACUUCAGCACCAACCGAAGAUUCUGGCACGGUCCUUUCCAGUUCACAAGAUGGACCGAUGACAGUGACUCUGACUGAAACACAGAGCCUGUUCUUUGCAGGAAGGGAAAGUAUACACACACAUGAACACACAAACAUGCACCCACACACAAGAAAUACAAACUAUGACGACUGUUGUUGAUUUCUUGAUGAAAUGUAGACGCCUGCACACAAGGUAAGUAGAGAUGAAUAUCUCUGUGUAAAAAGUUCUACACAUUUUUAUCUUUCAGUAAUUCAGAGAUUAUUUUUCUAACUAACUCUGUCAGUGUUUUUUCAUGAUAAGGUGAAGCAGACAAAGGUAAGUUAACACUCAGUCACAACAUUAAAAAGUCUCCUGUUAGUUUUGAUCCCACUCACUGAUCAUAUAAAGGACUGAGUGAUAAGGAUUUAAACGGCUGUAAUGGCUGAAUCCAUGUGGACAAGACCAGAAGUGACGAUGAUGAGGAAUACGACUGAACAUGGAGAGAAGAAUAUUCUGGACCAGAUGAGAAGGAUGGAUGAGCAGAGGACCUGCUGCAGAGCGGUGAUAGCCUUUCUUUCAGUGCGCUCACUCAGAGAGGAACAUCUUCCUGCCCCCCCGACACCACCGUCUUCAACCACCAGCCCAGAGGAUGAGGAGCGCACCAACCAGACCAACACAGAGGAGGCUAUUAGCUUCUGCCUCCUCUGAGCUGGAGGGUUUGGGACGCUCUUCACUCACACACAUGAACGCAUCACGAUUGUGAAGAUAUGCAGAGAAAGGAGAACGUGUUGAAAUAAAGACUUUCAUUUGUUUCUGUUUACAAGUUUUACAAAGUACUAAUGGCUUUUGCAAUAAAAGACAUUUUCUUUA
Molecule: messenger RNA, 1486 nt
Organism: Notolabrus celidotus (New Zealand spotty)
Lineage: Eukaryota; Metazoa; Chordata; Actinopteri; Labriformes; Labridae
Product: ran GTPase-activating protein 1-like
Exons: 5
Coding region: 1-693 (230 amino acids)
Source: RefSeq, a predicted model, not a curated record